Messenger RNA from Iphiclides podalirius (scarce swallowtail), 249 nucleotides. The record is from the annotation of a GenBank genome assembly. Lineage: Eukaryota; Metazoa; Arthropoda; Insecta; Lepidoptera; Papilionidae.
AUGGGCAGGCCCGUCCAGUUGUCUUCGAGUGCAAAGAUAGAUCGCUGGUUCUCUCUACUGCCGACGACCGCGCCGGCGCUUUCGCGUCCGGAGAGCGGGUUCAUCUCUGGAAUGGACGAUGGUCCAGAUGCUGCAACAAUAGCUGAAGCCAGGAACCUUCUCCUUCAGCUCGGCACCAAGAAGAAGCGGCGAUUCAUGUCACUGCGGUUCACGAGAAGAAAAAUCUUAGCAAAUAAGCACACCAUGCUG